GAGUGCUCUGUUUAUGGGUGCUGGAUGGCAAGGAAGAUGCCCAGCCACAUGGGACAGAUUCUCAUAGGAACAUCCAGAAAAGCAUCUUGCUUUCUGGACACCUACUUAGUGCAGAACUGAAGUGUCAGAAUGGCCGGUGUCCAGUGGGAGCUUCCUCCAGAGCUGUGCUGUCGACCCAUGGCUUUCGUGGCACUGACUGGACUGGAUGUUGUGUUCAACGCUGUGCAUCGAGCCAUUUGGGAUGCAUUCUGUGCAAACCGGCGAGCUGACAGGGUUCCCAUCUCUUUCAAAGUUCUGCCAGGUGACCAUGAAUAUCCCAAAUGUCGCACAAAGCGAACUUCCUACGAAUGGUACAUUCCUAAAGGCAUUUUGAAGACAGGGUGGAUGAAUAAGCACCUCAACUUGGUACCGGCACUGGUUGUUCUCUUCUAUGAGCUAGACUGGGAUGAUCCACAGUGGAAAGAAAAGCAAUCAGAAUGUGCCACCAGAGUGGAAAUUGUCAGAUCAAGUCUUCAAGGCAGAAAUACAAAAGUAGCAGUGGUUUUGAUCCAGAAGAAAACUCCACUGCCCCCAGGAGAGGACCUGGUAGCAUCAGAGAGAGCAACUGCUCUCUGUGGUGCAUGUGAUCUGUCUGGGAAGAGUCUUUUUGUGCUGCCUCACACUGAUCAUCUUGUUGGAUACAUUAUCAGGUUGGAAAACGCAUUCUAUGAGCAUGCACAGACGUACUAUUACACAGAAAUCCGCCGAGUCAAGUCACAUAAGGAGUUCCUCAACAAGACAACACAUCAGCUGCUGUUUGUCAGACACCAGUUCAAAAUUGCCUUCUUUAGUGAGCUGAAACAAGACACCCAGAAUGCUCUCAAGUAUUACAGAACUGCUUAUAGUCUGGUCCAUGAACUGAGAGUCCACGAGACCAACAUGUUAGAAAUAAAAACUAUGGCGGGAUUCAUCAACUAUAAGAUCUGCCGGCUGUGUUUCCAGCACAACACUCCACUAGAUGCUAUAGCUCAGUUCAGAAAGCACAUUGAUCUUUGUAAGAAAAAGAUUGGUAGUGCUGAUCUAGCAUUUGAGCAUGCUGCGUGGAUGUCCAAACAGUUCCAGUCUUUUGGGGAGCUAUUUGAUGAGGCUAUUAAGUUGGGUCUGACCGCUAUCCAGACCCAGAACCCUGGUUUCUACUACCAGCAGGCUGCCUCUUAUAGCCAGGACCGCAAGCAACUGUCACAGCAGCUCUGUCAGGCUGGAGCACAUUAUCCAAGUCCUGACCCCCUUGACACCCAAAGCGGAGCAUUGGACUUUUAUGGUCAGAGACCAUGGAGGCAGGGACAUCAGAGUAUCGACCCUCCUGAUACAGAGAAAGAAAAGACUGGAAUUCUUGCUCUGCAGAUACAGGAGAGAGAUGUACCUCACUCCGAGCUGAUCAUAGCCCUCCUUAGUAAUGCUGUUGCACAGUUCAAGAAGUACAAGUGUCCACGGAUGAAGAGUCACCUCAUGGUGCAGAUGGGGCAGGAGUACUACCAUGCUCGAGAUUACACUAAAGCUCUGAAGCUCUUGGACUAUGUGAUGUGUGAUUAUCGCACAGAGCGCUGGUGUGCUCUCCUCACUGCCAUCUUGACAACUGCUUUGCAGUGUUCCUAUUUGAUGGCCAGUGUUAAAGAUUACAUCAUUUACAGUAUGGAGCUGUUGGGCAGAGCUUCAACACUGAGCGAGGAGCGAAAGUUGAGGAUAGAGCAGAACCUCAUCAAAGUUCUGGCGAACAAUGUUCCUGACCCAGAGCCGGAGUGUGAUCCAUCUUCAGCUGCUGCAGCAAGGUCUCUGUGGAAUGACCGCAUGUCUUUAGCAGGAUCAAAUGAGUUCUCCAUUGAAGUGCAGGACUACAUACCAUUUAUCCAGUGUAAAGCCCGUUUCCAGUCCCCCAGUUUCCAUGUGGACCAUCCCAUCCAGCUGCAGGUGUUUUUGCGAGCUGACUGUCCACAUCCCGUCUCCUUCUCUAAACUGGCAGUCAGCCUGAGCAACCAGGAGUACAACCAGUUCUGUGUGGUGGAGUCUCCAGAUCAAGAUGACAUGAGGCUGUCAGAGAACGUCAAGUGCUACAACUUUAGCUUCGUAGCUAGCACCAAAGAUGUUGGCAAAAAGAUAGAGGUGACUGGAAUCGAGCUGAUGCUUGGCAGUGAUGCCGGGCGCUGUGUGUUCUUGAGCUGGAGAGGAGCAGGCGGAGAUGCUGCAUCCAGCCAUGAAGCCUUACAGGCAAGCAGGUCUUCCCGCCGCUGGGGGCGGAGCAGUGAUGCAUGCAUGGAGCCUGAGUGGGACAGUGUGACAAUGCAGCCUAGUACAAUGAUCAUCUCCAGAGUCCCCAAGAUCUCUGUUCAGCUGAGCCAUGAGCCUCCUGCUCUCACCAAUGAAAUCUACAGAAUCAAUGUCACUGUACAGUCUCAUGAGGAAGGUGUGGCUCAAGACUUAAAACUGACUGCAGGACUCAAACCAGGCCAGGAUGCCAAUCUUAGCCAGAGCACACAUGUAACGCAAGAUGGCUCAAAAUGCUGUGACGACACUGCCCCCCCUCUGCUCCCUGAUAUCCCGUUAGGAGACCUAAAACCUGGUGAAAAGCUGGAGAAAUGCUUAUUUAUGCAGUGCACAUCCACCGGACCACGUGUCUUCCUCUUCCAUGUGGCCUACAGCAUUGAUACCACUGUGGGGUAUCAGCAGAUAGUCUGCAAGUGUCACAAGGAUGAGACAGUGACCAUAGAGACGGUGAUUCCAUUUGAAGUGUCUGUGAAUUUUGUCUCCCCAAAGUUUGAGCCAUUAGAGCGGAUAGCGUUGGGCAUCCCAUUUUUGUUGAUGACGGAUAUCCUAUCAUCGUCUCCCUGGCCCCUCCUACUGUCUUCGUCCUCGCUGCAACUGCUGUCAGUGACCAAAAAUACAUCAGAGCUCCAGUCUCAGCUGCAGGAAGUGGUUCUGCACACAGAUGAAUGUGCCAGUGAGUGUUUUUGCCUUCAAUGUCCACCAUCCACUCAGAGCAACAACACUGUGGCCACUGGGCAAUACCUGAUCUACUGGAGGAGACAGUCAUCCAGUCCCGAUAGUCCUCUGAUCCAGACUUCAGUCACUCUGCCUCACGUCAUUCUGGAGUCCAUCCCUCUCUACAUCCAUGCUGAUUUACCUUCAUUUGGCAGAGUCAGAGAGUCUCUGCCAGUUCGUUACCACAUAGAGAACAAGACAACAAUGGUACAGGAGGUGGAGAUGGCAGUGGAACCUUCCGACGCCUUCAUGUUCUCUGGACUUAAGCAGGUCCGUCUUCGUAUUCUUCCUGGUUCUGAACAGCAGAUGCUGUACAACUUCUAUCCCCUGAUGGCUGGUUACCAAACGCUGCCGCAGCUCAACAUCAGCCUUCCCCGCUGCCCCAACACUAACUCCCUGUCACUCAGGCGCUUCCUUCCCCAGCGAAUCUUUGUGAAGCCUCAGGGCAGACAGCAGGGUGAUGCCUCCAUCGCAGCAGCUUGAGAGGAAAUCUAACCAUUAACUGGAUUCUCCUGUCCCCCUCUGGGUUGUUUUUAACACCACGGAAGGGAUUUUCCUCACAAAAUUGGAUCACCAUUUUAAUGCAGCAAUGUGGAUGCCACACAGGAGGUUGCACCUGGUAGUUAGUGCUACAGAAUUCUAAUGUAUGAGUCUUGUGUGAAGUGUGUUGACAUCUGGAUAUUACAUGGAAUGUGGUAAAGAUUUUAUUAAAUUUAAAUUCUAAUUCAACUGAAUUGUUGCGAUUUGAUUUUAAUAUUGAUGUGUUGUAUUUCUGUCCCAAUCUUGCUUUUUUAUUUUUUUGUUAAAGCAAUGGGUGUCAAAGUGAAUAUUAUAAUACUAAUGUUUCUGGAAUAUUCCUCCAUUAUCACAGAACACUAUUUGAUACCGUAAAAUUUCCAAUAUAAUAUCAGGGCUGUUCAGGUUUGUAAUGUUCAUGGAUUGCAUUGGAGUGCUGUCGAUUGUUAAUAAA
Molecule: messenger RNA, 3985 nt
Organism: Synchiropus splendidus (mandarinfish)
Lineage: Eukaryota; Metazoa; Chordata; Actinopteri; Syngnathiformes; Callionymidae
Gene: trappc11
Product: trafficking protein particle complex subunit 11
Exons: 30
Coding region: 130-3498 (1122 amino acids)
Source: RefSeq, a predicted model, not a curated record